Messenger RNA from Clupea harengus (Atlantic herring), 2255 nucleotides. RefSeq names its product RP2 activator of ARL3 GTPase (gene rp2). Gene Ontology annotation, biological process: post-Golgi vesicle-mediated transport. Gene Ontology annotation, molecular function: GTPase activator activity. NCBI's taxonomy places the organism in Eukaryota, Metazoa, Chordata, Actinopteri, Clupeiformes, Clupeidae. The record is from RefSeq and is a predicted model, not a curated record. Gene Ontology annotation, cellular component: periciliary membrane compartment; cilium.
GAUUGGCUGUCUGACAUUAAGGAAACGGGAAGCUCUUAUGUUGAGUGCGUGAUUAACUAACUGGCAAACGCGACAGCAACCUAUCGCAGUCGGAGAAUGUUUUGAAGCUUCAGGUUAAUCCAAACAUCUCUUGAGAAAAAGGCACUAUUUGUUAGAGCUACGCACAUUUGGAUAUACCAUUCUUUCUUUGUCAGUAACAGGUAGCUCGUUGAAAUGGGGUGCUUCUUCUCCAAAAAAUCUAGGAGAAAAUGUCCUGAUAGGGAGCCUGCUCUGUCGGAUAUCGAGGAGGACGCAACCAACAAUAUCCCUGCGACUAGCACCGAGGUUAAUGCCACAGCGUUAAGUACCAACAAUACUGAGGAAGCACCAAAACAGUAUAGCUGGGACAAACGACCAAAGGUUGAUCCUAAAGAUUUCAUGCUGACUGGCCUCAAGGAUGUCACAGUGGGGCGCUUGCCAGGCAAGCUGAAUGGGCAACAGUUUGUCAUCCAAGAGUGUGAAAACUGCUGCAUAUACGUGUUUGACCAUUCAGCCACUAUCACCAUUGACGACUGUGUGAACUGCAGGAUAGUACUCGGACCAGUGAAGGGCAGUGUCUUCUUCAGGGACUGUAAGGACAUUAAAUGUGUGGUCGCCUGCCAGCAGUUCCGUACACGAGACUGCAAGAAGAUGGAGGUGUUUCUGUGUUGUGCCACACAACCUAUCAUAGAGUCCUCCACGGGAAUGAAGUUUGCCUGCUACCAGUACUACUAUCCUGAUGUGGCCUUCCACUUCAAAGACGCAGGCUUGAGCAUCUUCAAUAACAACUGGAGCAACAUCCAUGAUUUUACUCCAGUUUCCGGGGAGACCAAUUGGAGCUUGCUGCCGGAGGAUGUAGCUGUCCUGGACCACCUUCCCCUGCCAGACUCAGAAUCAGAGUUUAAGUCCAUUCGAAUCUCUACUGAAGUAGCACGGAGCAUCGUCCCACUAACCAAAGGAAACCGGCGCAAGGGCAGUGAUGAGACUUGCCUUUUUGUCUUCUUUGCUGGUGACUACACCACUGCCAAUGCCCGAAAACUCAUUGAUGAGGCAACUGCAAAGGGCUUUCCGCUGGUACAAACCAAAGAAGUGUCCAUGCGUCCCGAGGAUGUGCAAAGAGUGUUUGGAGCCAACACAGAGAGCCUGAUCGAGUGGAUUGCCAAAGGUGCAGUUGUUGCUCUGGAGUUUAACGGAGACGGUGUUGUGGAAGCCUGCCGUAACAUUGCCAGUGAUGUCUUCAGUGGAACCAAGGUUUUUGUCUCUGAAAACAAGGAUACAGCCUCCCGAGAUGUGGACAACUUUUUCAACUUCGCUGACAUGCAAAUGGGGUUGUGAGAUUCAGGCACAAUAUUAACACAGCACAUCGAUGUAGUUUUUUUUUUUUUAUAUAUAUAUAAUUUGUUUUGUGACCGUCCAAUUUGUACUGGCAGUAUUGUAAAUUGAGUUGCGUACAGUCAACUUAAUUUUGCAACAAUCACUGAUCCCUUGUCAAAACCACUUUACCUUUGCAGAUGAGCCUAUUUAUUGAAUGUAUCUUUAUAGUACUUUUAUUCUAUGUGCAUUGACUUCACGCCAUUCUGUAUGUGCUGCAUUGUAUACCUUUGCAAUCAUCUUUAUCGUGCAAAGCAUUCACUUUGAUAGCAAACUUAAACAAGCACACAAGACAAUCUGAUUUCUAAUUCUUUUGGCAUGUUGAAUGUGUUUUUUCAUAAUUGUCCCUAGGUAUUUAUUUAGUUCUAGUUCUAGUAAGAGACAGCAGAAAAAUGUUAAGAAACAAUAUAUGAUUUUACAUUAAUGAUACAUUUUCUAAGAUUUUCUAUAGCUGGUUGAGAUGUAUAUAUUGUAGUUAUUGAUAAUGGAGAGUGGUUGUUUAACCAAGGUGUUUUGAAUAUUGUAUUGUGCUGUGUCUGAGACAUUUUUGCCUCUUUGUCAGUCUUUUGAAAAGUCUUUUAUUUUGUAUAUCCAUUGUCCAGUAUGUCCAAGUACCCAUCUGUUUUGUUGUUGAUCCUCAAGAUUUGGUAGUUGUCAUAUGAUUGAAACAACUUUAAGACACAGUUGCACUAAAGUUUUUUUUUUGGUCUCAUCUGUGAGUUUCGGAAUUGUUAAGAGUACACUGAUCUGUCCUGUGACCAAAAACAAAUGAUGCCGCAUUUGUACAUGUGUCAAACCAGGUUAACAAUGUGCUUUUGUACUUCUGAAUGUCUGUUUUCAUAUUCAUGUUUAAACAAUUUUACAGA